AUGGUUCGGUGCUGGACGUCCCGUGUUGGAAUCCUUCUUCUGCUCGCGCUCAGUCUGUCAGCAGUGGGAGGAUUUACGCACCUGAGCUUUAAUGUGUGUCGCUGGUGUGAGGUGUCCAGUCCUGUCUGCAGGGACCAUGUGUGUACCAGCAACUGCAGCCUGUCCUCCUUCUGCUCCAGCACCGAGGAGGUCUGCAUCGCCAUAUGGAGGAAGUUCAACGAGAGCAUGACGGUGCAGACCAUGUGUCACCACCCCGCUCUGCCUCUAGAGGGCGUGGACCAGGCUGUGCUGCUGAACGUGAGCUCCAGAGAGUGUCACAUGGUCCCACAACCAACACCAGAGGGCGCUGUGAUGGUGUGCGGCUGCAGAGGGGAGCACGAAUGCAACGACCGCCUCCUCUUCGACAAGGGUGCACAUGGUUUCUCUAAGCUGCAGAGUAAAGAGGUGAUCCCGGUGGUCUUGGUCAGCCUGGUCCCUCCUCUGCUGGUGGCUCUGGUGGCUUCUAUCGCCUUCUACUUCUACCGCACUCGUCACUACGGGAAACCCGGCCCCCCAGCACGUCCUGAGUGGCCUGGGAAACCCUCCCAGGAGCUGUACCAGGCCCUGGACCCACAGGCCCAAUGCAGAGACAGCGUCACGGCGUCGUUCCAACACAUUGACGGCUCCAACGCUAAAACACCAGGUUUCCACACUGGCGACUUGAUGGCGUGGCCAGGAACACUCACCACACCGCUGCCGAUUAAACUGGAGACUUUGGUGGGGAAGGGGCGCUUCGCAGAGGUCUGGAAAGGUCGAUUGGUUCAAAGUGACGGAGUGACUUCUCAGGAGACGGUGGCGGUGAAGGUGUUCCCCGCCGUGGAGUACGCUUCCUGGAGGAACGAGAGUUCGAUUUACUCCGAUCCAAAGCUUCAGCACGAGAAUAUAGUGACUUUCCUGGCUGCGGAGGAGAGAGGCGGCCCUGGACACACCAACAGGAAGUACUGGCUGGUUCUGGCCUAUCACAGUCUGGGAAACCUGCAGGAGUUUCUGACAGAGAGUACGCUGAGCUGGGAGGAGCUGGUGGCACUGGCCGACUGUGUGGCCAAAGGACUGGCUCAUCUGCACAGUGAUGUCACACCCACAGGAGUCCCCAAGGUGCCCAUCGCCCACAGAGACCUAAAGAGCAGUAACAUUGUGGUGAGGAGCAGACAGGACUGUGCUCUGUGUGACUUUGGGUUAGCUCUGAGGCUGGACAUGUCUCUCACUGUGGAUGACUAUGCAAACAGUGGACAGGUGGGCACAGCGCGGUACAUGGCUCCUGAGGUCCUGGAGUCCAGAGUGAACCUGGAGGACCUGGAGGCCUUCAAACAGAUCGACGUUUACUCCAUGGCUCUGGUUCUGUGGGAGAUGAGCUCACGCUGUCGGGCCAUCGGAGAAGUGAAGAGCUACGAACCGGCCUUCGGGUCCCAGGUGUGUGACCAGCCGUGUGUGGACAGCAUGAGGGACCUGGUCCUCAGGGACAGAGGCCGACCGGACAUCCCCCCAGCCUGGACCCAGCACCAGGGAAUGAAUGUGUUCUGCGCCACCAUCGCUGAGUGCUGGGAUCACGACCCUGAAGCUCGGCUCACGGCUCACUGCGUUGUGGAACGAUUCAACACCAUUCGACACGAGGAGGAGAGCGAGAGGGUGGACCAGGACCAGGACCCGGACCUGGAUCAGGACAUGGACUCGGACCAGCAGCAGGUCCCAGAGGGAUCCGCACUUCCCACUGAGCCAGAGCAUGUCCAGGAAACCUCCACAGAUUCGGACCCUCGACCCCCCAGAGCAGAGGGACAGACUGAUCCACAGCUGCCUCUGCUUGUUGCUUCUGUUGUGUAA
This is a messenger RNA of Knipowitschia caucasica, 1857 nucleotides long. The record is from the annotation of a GenBank genome assembly. Lineage: Eukaryota; Metazoa; Chordata; Actinopteri; Gobiiformes; Gobiidae.